AUGGUGAAGUUUUCUAAACAGUUUGAGGGUCAGCUUGUGCCUGAAUGGAAAGAGGCUUUUGUUGAUUACUGGGAACUCAAGAAAGACCUCAAGAAAAUCCAUCUCCUUAACAACAGGGACAACAACAAUAGCCACAAGAACACCCCCACCAAGCACAAUCAUCACCACUCUUUAACUAGCAACUUCCUCUCCUCACUUAAGGAGUUCUCUUUAUUUGGUCAUCAACACAAGGACCAUGAAGCCAUUCAUGUUCAUAAAAAACUUGCAUCUUCAGCUAGUAAAGGUGACAUGUAUGAGACAGAACUGCUUGAGCAAUUUGAGGAUGGCGAUGCUGCAAAAGAGUUUUUCUCAUGCUUGGACCUACAACUUAACAAAGUUAACCAAUUUUUCAAGACCAAGGAGAAAGAGUUCUUGGAUAGAGGGGAUUGCUUGAAGAAACAAAUGGAGAUUCUUGUUGAGCUCAAAGCUGCAUUCAAACAAAAGCGCGACAAAGCUGCUAAUUCUGCUCAGGAUUCCACUGAGGAUGAAUCUAUUAACUGCUCCAUCUCUUGUGAGGAAGAUUCUGUGAAAGACAGAACAGAAGAAGAGCUGGUUCAAUACAACAGCACAGAUGAACUGGAGAAAAAUGAAGUCCUGGACUCCCCAAGAACAGAAGAGUUGGGAAAAUCAAUGAGGAUGAAAAGAGAGGAUAGCAAACUGACGACACUUUCAGGCCGUGCUUUCAAUUGCCAAGGGAAGAAUUUAAGGAUAAACAUUCCUCUAACAACACCUUCUCGCACUUUCUCGGCGAUCAGUUAUCUUGUUUGGGGAGAUUUAGUUAAUCAGUCCUCCAAGAAAUGCAACUCUGAAGGGAGCAAGCUGCAUAUCAACAAAACAAAGUUGCAUCAUGCAGAGAAGAUGAUUAAAGGAGCAUUCAUAGAGCUCUAUAAAGGGUUGGGCUAUCUCAAAACUUACAGGAACUUGAACAUGCUUGCUUUUAUAAAGAUUUUGAAGAAGUUUGAUAAAGUAACUGGAAAACAAGUUCUUCCCAUCUAUCUAAAAGUUGUGGAAAGCUCCUAUUUUAACAGUUCAGACAAGGUAAUUAACUUAGCCGAUGAAGUUGAGGAUCUUUUUAUUAAACAUUUCGCUAAAGAAGAUCGAAGAAAGGCCAGGAAAUAUCUUAAACCGCUUCAACAUACAGAAUCACACUCUGUCACCUUUUUCAUCGGACUGUUCACCGGGUGCUUCAUAGCCCUCCUUGUUGGCUAUGUCAUAAUGGCUCGUAUCACGGGCAUGUACAGACGACAGCCAGAUUCAGUAUACAUGGAAACUGCCUAUCCUGUGCUCAGGCAAGUGCCAAUGCUUAGGAACCUUGAGUAUGUGGCGUGCUAUUAUUUAACUGGGAGCUACAAAAAUCAGGACUAUGGCUACUGCAUGAGGGCCAAGCAUUACCGCGAUCUUGCUUAUGCAGUGUCCUUCCUACCCUAUUACUGGAGAGCAAUGCAGUGUGCUAGGCGAUGGUUCGAUGAAGGACAGACAAGCCACCUUGUAAAUCUAGGUAAAUAUGUGUCAGCAAUGUUAGCAGCAGGAGCCAAAGUGGCCUAUGAGAAAGAAAGGAGUGUUGGAUGGCUGUGCCUUGUUGUAGUUAUCUCAAGUGCUGCAACAAUUUACCAAUUGUAUUGGGACUUUGUAAAGGAUUGGGGUUUGCUCCAAAUUAAUUCCAAGAAUCCCUGGCUAAGGAAUGAAUUAAUGCUUCGUCAAAAGUUCAUUUACUACUUCUCCAUGGGAUUGAACCUUGUUCUCAGGCUUGCUUGGCUACAAACUGUUCUCCAUUCGAAUUUUGAGCACGUUGAUUACAGAGUGACUGGACUAUUUUUAGCUUCCCUUGAAGUCGUUAGGAGAGGACAGUGGAACUUUUACAGGUAA
This is a messenger RNA of Dovyalis caffra, 1905 nucleotides long. NCBI's taxonomy places the organism in Eukaryota, Viridiplantae, Streptophyta, Magnoliopsida, Malpighiales, Salicaceae. The record is from the annotation of a GenBank genome assembly.